AUGGUAGUGGUUGACAUUGUCAACCUUACACCAUCAGUUCCCUUGAACAGGGGUAUCCCAAAAGAAGGCUGGACGGGCAAAAGGGCUUCAUAUAAUCAUCUCAAGGAUACGGGGAUUUCUUCGAUGCUCGAAACCAUCGAAAGUAAUUAUGACAAUGAUGAUGAUCAAAGCAAUAACGGUUAUGAGUAUUUUGAAGUUAAAGGUGACUUAGAAUUUCUCGACGGACGAUAUAUUAACGAUAUCAAUGAAGACACCGAGUACGACGAUGAAGAUGAUAACGAGAUUGAUUUGGGCAACUUCUCAUACGAAGAAUUGAUAGCUUGGGAAGAGAUAAUAGGAGUAGUGAAGAAAGGGGUAUCCGAGGAAGAGUUUUCUUCGUGCUUGACGCCGUUUAAGUUUCGAUCCAUCGAACACGAAAAUGGAAUUGUUCGAUGUGUAAUUUGUCAAGUCGAAUACGUUGACAAUGAAGGAUUAGUUGCUCUUCCUAAUUGUGAACAUCCAUAUCACUCGGAUUGCAUAAGCAAAUGGCUCGGAAUGAAGAAGAAUUGCCCCCAUUUGUAG
Messenger RNA from Hibiscus syriacus, 561 nucleotides. Its product is annotated as E3 ubiquitin ligase BIG BROTHER-related-like. Lineage: Eukaryota; Viridiplantae; Streptophyta; Magnoliopsida; Malvales; Malvaceae. Gene Ontology annotation, molecular function: ubiquitin conjugating enzyme binding; ubiquitin-protein transferase activity. Bases 1 to 561 code for a protein of 186 amino acids. Gene Ontology annotation, biological process: protein ubiquitination; negative regulation of organ growth. The record is from RefSeq and is a predicted model, not a curated record. The transcript is spliced from 2 exons.